AUGUACCAACUCAACCUCUGGGCUGUGAAACUUCAUGCACAAGUUUCAAAGGCAGGACUAAAGGGUUUCAGAAUAAGCCUUCCCAAAGAGGAGGAGGAGGAGGAAGCCCGUACAGGCAGUACCCACCGCGCCAGGAGAGCCAGCCCGGAUCGCCCGCGGCGCCCUGCGCGGUCCGGAGGGGAGGGUCCUGGAGGAGGGGCGGCCCGAGCCCCAAUCUGGAAAUGCCAACUCCGCUUUGCGGCCGGGCCCCAGCCUAGAAGGAAACGGAAGUCUCUCCGUCUCCCUCAGGCGCACCCAGCAGCCCGCCCGUCGCCCGGAGGAGCCCCGAGCCGGGGAACCCGAGAGGCUAUUGAGGCCCAGAGAAGAAAAGUCCCUCCAUGGGAGAGAGAACAUGAGAGACUCCUAACUCUGGGAAACGAACAACAGGAAGCCAGCUGGUAUGUCACGGGGAUACUCAAGUAUCAUGAGAGGCCCACACAAGGAAAAACUGAGGCUGCCCCUUCUUCUCAACACCAACUUGUCAACCACAUGAGUGAGCCACCUUGGAAGAGGAUUCUUCAGACCCACACUUCCAAUGACUGCAACCUCUUGAAACCCAAAGCCAGGAACACCCAGCCAAAACACCAACUUGUCAACCACAUGAGUGAGCCACCUUGGAAGAGGAUUCUUCAGACCCACACUUCCAAUGACUGCAACCUCUUGAAACCCAAAGCCAGGAACACCCAGCCAAAACCCUCCUGAAUUCCUGUGUAUUGCUGUUUUAAAUAGCUAAAUUUUACUUACUUGUUUUUAUUUUUAUAUGUAAUUUCCACACCCAUUGUGAGACUCAAACUCAUGACCCUGAGAUCAAGAGUCAUAUGUUCCACCAACUGAGCCAGCCAGGUACCCCUUAAGUAGCUAAAUUUUAGGGCAAUUUGUUACCCAACAGUAAAUAACUAAUACAAGGGCUCUACACAAUCAGAGUCCUUCAUACCUCAAUGUCUUCAUCUCUUACUAUUCUUACCCCUUGUUCCUUUAGUUUUCCUGUCUCAGGGCCUUUGCACUUGCUGUUCACUCUGCCUGGAACACUUCCCCCAAAUAUAUCCAUGGCUUGUCCUUCAGCUCCUUCAAGUCUUUGCUUAAUUGUCACCUUCUCAAUAAGGCCCACCAUGACUACCAUAUUGAAAUUACAACUUCUCUCAUAACACUCUCAAUCUCCCUUCCCUGCUCUACCUCCCCGCCAUGGUAUCUAUUUGUAGCAUGCUAUAUGGUUAUUUUCUUUAUCGUGUUUGUUUCUUUUUAAAGAUUUUAUUUCUUUUUUUUAAGGAGUAUCCUUUUCCCUUUUUAAGAUUUUAUUUAUUUAUUUAUGAGAGAGACACAGAGAAA
Molecule: messenger RNA, 1365 nt
Organism: Canis lupus familiaris (dog)
Lineage: Eukaryota; Metazoa; Chordata; Mammalia; Carnivora; Canidae
Exons: 4
Coding region: 1-741 (246 amino acids)
Source: RefSeq, a predicted model, not a curated record